Cooperia oncophora is the source of this 477-nucleotide messenger RNA. The record is from the annotation of a GenBank genome assembly. Lineage: Eukaryota; Metazoa; Nematoda; Chromadorea; Rhabditida; Trichostrongylidae.
AUGCCACCAAGGUCACUGAGGUCGAGCCUGCCAUCGCACAAGAUUGACGAUUCGGGGAAAAGCCUACCACGAGAUAUGUGUAUGAGUCGUGGGUCACGAACUUCACUUGAACUGAUACCGUACUCUGAUUAUCUCUUGAUGGGAUCUCAUGGACAUCGUAUCACUCUACCGGAUAUCACCACGAUAAGUGAAAACACUUCGGAUGGUAGCGGUCUUCCGAUACAUGAACGUCGACGGGCACCAACUCAAGACUUUCUGUCGCCAGACGCCAAUUAUAACGUCCACAAGUGUGUGGAUCUUUCCAGCCCUGUGGAACAGAAAAAGGAGAAAGAGGGAGUCCGUCGAGCAGCAUCAUUCACUUUUUCACCGAAAGGAGCUGCCGACAAGACUAAUCGGAGAGUUCAUGCUCAUCCGGAAGAAGAGAACAAGAGAAGAUUCUUGUACGUUUUUGCACUGAUGAUUGACGAGUUUGCUGAG